Molecule: messenger RNA, 2476 nt
Organism: Paramuricea clavata
Lineage: Eukaryota; Metazoa; Cnidaria; Anthozoa; Malacalcyonacea; Plexauridae
Source: the annotation of a GenBank genome assembly
AUGCCUGUGCAUGAGUGUAACUCCCACUAUUGUAGAUCGACAUACCCGUAUGAAAAACUAAAUCCCAUGAUUACAGAAAGAUUACUUUAUACUGACAAGAAAGCUACCAACUCUUUUGUGAAUAAUUUGUGUCUUCUUAGGAAAACUCGUACUUGUCGCAACCAACAAGAAAUGUCAUGGGGGCUCAAUGAAAUUUGUAUUUUGAUGCAAUGGCUGUUGGAAGGAGGAGAUCUGCUACAGGAGCAGCCAGUUGGCUUUGAAGUCCAGACGCCAGUUGGUGUGGUCAUGGCUAUGCUAGUUAUCGUAAAACACUAGGCAGGGGUCUUGGGUUGGAUGUCCUUUCAGAAAAGCCUUUUUUAGAAGUUAUUAAAUGUGCCUUCCCUUUUAUAAAAGCCAUAUUAGAUGAGAUAUGUGAUGCUGCAAAGCAGCAAAUGAAAGAUAUCUCGUCAGAUGUUUUGGGUUCCUGGUCUCGUGCUGUCACCACAUGUGAUGGUUGUUGGCAGAUCAGGGGCUAUUUCAGUCAAAAUUGCACUUUCAUUAUAAAAAACUAUCUGACUGGUGGCCUUCUUUACUAUGGCCAUCUGUCCAUGAGAGGUGCAGAUAAAAUUUGUGAUGAGGAGUUCUGGCAGGGCACAGCGAAGGCUGCUGAGGGUCACUUGGCUCAGGUCCUGUGGUCCAAAGCAAAGGAUGAAGAUUUGAAGGUGGAAGUAAACUUGCAGGAUGCAGACUCCUCAUCUGCGUUAGGUUUCAGAUAUUCUUUCCCUCAUGAAUUAGAGUCAAAAGUUAUGUUGUGUGGGGGGCAUGUGGGAAGGGCCAAUGGUAAGAAACUCCAGGAGCUUCAAAGCAAAUCGACUGUUACUACCCAGUUCAUUGCCCUUCACAAAGAGCAGUUCCCUAAUAUACAAUCGGUGAAGUGCUGUUGUGCUGGCAAAAAGCAUAGAAAUAUUUGUCUCUAAAAAAGACAAACCUGCAUGUGGUUGUAUCGGUCCUGGUUUUAUCCAGAGUGCCAAGAGAAACCAUUACUGUGUUCUUGUUCAGGCUAAUAAUGACCCUGAGAAAUACAGGGUAACCAUGCUCACACUUGGAAAGUACCACAGCAGGGACAUACAUUCAUGGGAGGAGUGUUCGUUUCAUCCGUUAGUAAAAUGUAGUUGUAAAAAAUGUGAUGUAGAUUUAAAUGGGUUUUGUCCAGAAAUGAAAUGGUCUGGGGAAGCAUACCACUCUGCUCAUGUCCUGAAGUGUGACUUUCAUGGACUCCUAUAUGAGAUUGAGUGUGCUAACAGAGCCAAAGAUGCAGAGAAGGUUAUAGACCCAAACUUAGGUAAGGGUCAUUCUAACCUUCCUGGUCGUUUAGUGUCUUGACUAAGUUUAGGGCUAAGGACACCAAUUUACAUCAGACACACUACCAGGCAUGUACCAACCUUGGCUUGCUACAAUUAUGUAUGACCUGGUGCUACAAAGUAAAAGGACCAGAGUACCACUGGAUAUUAGAGCUAUACUCCAGGAUGGGAUUACCCAUUAGUGAUGGAAUUCAAGAAAUGAUAUGCAUUGUAAAUAUGUAUAGUACUUGGGGACCGAUCGUUUAUUACUUCUCUGGGGUGUUAAAAAACAUAUAUCAACAAAAUAUGCCCCUAUAUUUUUUGUAAAUGAAAAAAUGACCCCCUGUAACUUGUUCAACUAUAUAGAUUAAAAAUAUACCACCACCACCCUUUUCCCCUCCAAAUUGUCAGGUCUGGUGAUGAGGUGCUAGUAUCUGACUGCAUGGAUUGACUGCAAUCAUUCGGUAGCGGUGGCACUAAGAACUAGAUGGCACAUCUUGUUUUAAAAAAUUGCUAUUAUUUCUGGAAUUAUGUUGUAUUUAUCUUUCUUUUUUUAAAUUCAAACUGGUAGAUAUAUUUUGAAUAUUCAUUUUAAUGUCAUUUUAAUUUGUAAGAUUCGUUCACAAUUUUAAAAUUUAACCCCCUUCUUUCCCUUUAGCAAAAUAAAAACUACCCCCCCUAAAAUCGCCAUAUUUAAAAAAUUAACCCCCUCCCCCCUCAAAAACCACCGCCCCCCCUAAGACGUAAUAAACAAUUGGUCCCUUAUGCUUAUUUUGAUUUCCAUAUAAUAAUCCAGAAAGUUUCAAUAAUUUUUCUGAAUUUGUACCAAUAUUUAUCUAGUAGAAGACAUUGACAUGUUUUUAUGUCAACUUUAAACUUUUGCAGUGCCAACGAAAACAAAAAGGAUAAAAACAAAGAUUGAUCGUACAGAAGAUCAGAAGCUAAGGUGUGUUUCUUAUUCCUGAUUAGCAUACUUGUAGCAGCAUAAAGAAUGUAUGACCUAUUUCGGUAUAUGGUACAUUUUGUAACACACAUCCACUUGACUUUAUCACAGGAAGAAAUAUACUGCAAAAUGCCAGAUACAGCAUUCCUAUGUUGGUGAUGACGAUGAUGACAUCGACGAAGAGUUGGCCAAGGCUAUGACAGAAUGCUAUUAA